Messenger RNA from Erythranthe guttata (spotted monkey flower), 1473 nucleotides. NCBI's taxonomy places the organism in Eukaryota, Viridiplantae, Streptophyta, Magnoliopsida, Lamiales, Phrymaceae. The record is from RefSeq and is a predicted model, not a curated record.
ACGGUUAGGGCAAAAUCAACCGUGACUAUUGGCCGCGCCACCUUACUCCGGCCGCCGCGUCAUAUUCAAUUGCCACUAAAUUAGAAAAUGGAAGAGGAGGAUUUUGCUUCGGAGUCAGCUUCGGCAACUGUGAGAGGUAUGGAGAAGGGGUCUCACCUGUUCGUGGUGAAGAACUACUCCCUCCACGAAGGAAUCGGCGUGGGCGGGGCAAUUGAGAGCGAAGAAUUCAUCGUCGGCGGAUACGGAUGGACCAUUCGAUUUAUCCUGGUGGAAAGACCAUUGAUGCCAACAGAGAUGGGGUAUCAUCUUUGUUCAUACAUCUGAAGAACCAGACCACCAUUGCAGUAGGGUGUCUGUAUUCGGCUCACUUCAUGGAUCAAUCUGGUAAAGGAAAUGAUAAAGGUCUGUCCUUUUUCGAUAAUUCUAAAAUUAUGUAUUUUGAAAGGGAUCGUGUGAUUGGACGCAAUUUCUUCAUAAGGCGAUCUUCUCUUAAUUGUCCUGACUAUCUCAAAGAUGAUUGCUUAAAAAUUCGUGUUACUAUUGAAGUCUUCACUUGUCGAAUCCAUAAUCUCCCUCUUAUCAAGGUUCCGGAGUCCAAUAUAGGAGCAGAUUUCGGCAAAUUAUUGCGCAGCAAGCAAAGGGCAGAUGUGUUCUUUAGAGUGAAGAACAAGAGUUUCUGCGCCCAUAAGCGGAUAUUGGCUGCUCGUUGUCCUCAAUUCUUGUCGCAGGUUUCAGAUAGCAACUACGAGAUCGAAGUUACAUAUAUGGAGCCUAACAUAUUCAAGGCCCUGCUCUGGUUUCUGUACACAGGAACUCUUUCGGACGAAGAGCAUGACGACAGUGAUAUUGGUCAUUCGAUGCUUGAAUCGUUUAUAGGGAAGAUGCUAGCUGCAGCCGAUCGGUUUGAGUUGAAAAGACUUAAAAAUAUUUGUGAAUUGAGCAUUUCUAAAAGAAUUUCCGGAGAUUCAAUUGCAUAUAUUUUACAUUUAGCUGAACGUUGUCAUGCUAAAGAAUUGAAAGACGCGUGUCUCGGAUUUGGAGCUGAUAAUGGAGCUGGUAUAUUAGAUGUCAUGAGUUGUGAAGGACGUAGAUACUUGAAAGAACGCUGCCCGUUAUUGUUUUUAGAGUUGGCUUAUAAUAUAAGAGUUAAGUUGGAUCUACAAAUUGGUGUGAAGAAUAUAAGAGUUAAGUUGGAUCUACAAAUACAAUUUGUUUUUGUAAAUAAAACAAAAUUAGGACAAAUGUACAAAAUAGAGAGUGAGAAAUACUUGCAUUUAAAAGGAAGUUUUUAUAACAUGAAUGUUAAGAAACCGUUUGUUUCUUUACAAGUUAAAAUUCUAGCAUCUCCUUUCCGGUUUAAAGUAAGUGAUUUUUCCCGUUACUUUCUAUCUAUCUCUGUUGGAUUGAAACUUGCAUGUGCAAAUUUGGGUGAUUAUAUGAACUUGUAAAUAAUUUCCGACUUUUUCGUAAACC